Messenger RNA from Protopolystoma xenopodis, 318 nucleotides. NCBI's taxonomy places the organism in Eukaryota, Metazoa, Platyhelminthes, Monogenea, Polystomatidea, Polystomatidae. The record is from the annotation of a GenBank genome assembly.
GCCAAUGUCUACUUUUUUGCCUCUCCGCCUCAUGUUGCUUCGGUGAACAAGUCUCGAGGCAUCUAUCACGAUUCUGUCAACUGGCCUAGGCAUGGAGUCAUUGAUGUGAAGGCUUCAUUUCUGAUCGCUACCUCGGCCAGGCCACUGGUGGAGAGGGCCACUGGCGAGUAUGACUCAUCUGCACUCUUGGUUCUCAUCAGCCAAUCAAAUUUCGCCAUUGCAUCGAGCCCACCUCUGGACCUAUCAAAUCGGGCCCUUUUUAACCAAUCAGGAUCUGGAAUUCAAAUUGCCUCCGUUCGCCACGACUGCCCUCUUUGA